Messenger RNA from Podarcis muralis (Common wall lizard), 5010 nucleotides. It is a transcript of the gene ATXN7L1, whose product is annotated as ataxin 7 like 1. The record is from RefSeq and is a predicted model, not a curated record. Lineage: Eukaryota; Metazoa; Chordata; Lepidosauria; Squamata; Lacertidae.
ACUAUAGUCACCAUUUGUAAUAUGUUGGUUUUUUUAAUGCAUUAUGACACUUCUCUGUUUACAUAAAACGCACAAAUGGGUUAUUUGACUGGAUUUUGCCAAGUAUUUGAUUCUAUAGAGGAACCAUAUUUCAGUGAGUAGAGCACAUGUUUUGCAUGCAAAAUAUUAUAGGUUAAUUCAGUAUAAAUGAAACUUGGGUAAUAAGGUGGGGGAAAACCUCUCCUUGAGACCUUGAAGAGCUGGUGCCAGUCACAAUAGUAGCAGGGGCAAGUAACUUGUGGCCUUACAGGUAUUUUUGGACUCCCAUCAGCCUCAGCUAACAUGGCCAUUGUUCAGGAAUUAUGGGAGUUGAAGUCCAGGAAUAUCUGGACCAAUAAUCUUACACCAUAUAAGACAGUUUCGUAUGUUUGUGCAGCAAAUGAAAUAGUUGUUAUGAAUAUUGAUUGGUUGCAGAACUCACCAAAAUAUGUAGCACAGUGUUUCUCAAACUUGGGUCCCCCGCUGUUAUUGGACCACAACUCCCAUCAUCCCUGCUAGCAGGACCAGUGGUCAGUGACGAUGGGAGUUGUAGUCCAACAACAGCUGGUCACUCAAGCUUGAGAAACACUGAGCAGUGAAUAAACUUUCGACAGCAGAAAAAGAAAUAAUGGUCUCUUGACUGAUUGAACAACAGAGUUGCUGGCCAAUGCUAAGCUACAUUGUACACAGACGGUACCUAAUUGUGUGGUAGGCCUGAGCUUUGUUUUCAAAAUGCAAAAGGCCAUGGUAAUUGGGGGGUAAGUUUACUGCCAUCCCUACUUGGUCACCUUGAGAUUUGCCACCAACAAAACUUUAUUAAUGUGCGGAGUCUUUUCCUUUGAUAAUGCAUGGUAGUUGUCUUUCUCUUUUUUAAGCUGUUUAAAAAGUUAUAUUGUCUAACUGGUUGGGUGUGAAACCUGGUUCGGGAUGGUGUUUUGUGUCUGUAGUCAAAACAGUUGGCGGCUGCAAGCGUGCUGCUUACUGGAGCAGAGUCGCCUGCCUCGUUUCCAGCCUUUGCAGAAUACUUAAUCAUAUCGCUGUCAUUCUCUGACAGUGUCCGUAACGUGAAUCAUUUCAUGUUCCAGCAGUACAAGUUGUUUACAGUCGCCCUAGAAUUGGAUUAACUUGGCAGACUGGGCCUCGGUAACGAAGACACGGUUCAAUGUGUAAGCCUUCCCCAUCUCCAGCUUCUCCACCCUGCAAUUCCAGGGCAUCAUUUAUACAGAUGAAACCGAGAUCCUGUAUCAGCGGCCAUAACCCUGUCAAUAACAACUCAAAGCCAUUCAAAACGCCCAAAGACAAUCUAAUUACCUCCACUAGCAAACAGCACAUGGUCUUUUCUUCGAAAGUAUCAAGGGAUAAACCUUGUGUUCCUGUUCCCGUAGUCAGUCUAGAGAAAAUUCCUAACCUAGUGAAGGCAGAUGGUGCCAAUGUUAAAAUGAACUCUGCAACCACUACCACCAGCUCCACCUCCUCGGCCUCUUCAUCUACCACAUCCACUCCAAUUAAAUCUGCUUUGACAUGUAAAUCGGUGCCACCAUCGCCAGAAAAGAUUUUGAAUGGCAAAGGCGUCAUAGCUCCAUCAAUAGACAAGAAACACCAAAACGGCACUAAAAACAGUAACAAGUCUUACAAGAGAGUUUCAGAAAGAGAGUUUGACCCAAAUAAACAUUGUGGAGUAUUGGAUCCUGAGACAAAGAAACCCUGCACAAGAUCACUCACCUGCAAGACUCAUUCACUUAAUCACCGGCGAGCAGUUCCAGGCCGUAAAAAACAGUUUGACAUUCUUUUAGCUGAACACAAAGCUCGAUCACGGGAAAAAGAAGUAGCAAAAGACAAGGAGCAUCCGCAAUGUAUAAGGGAAACUCAUCAGCCCCAGCCUGUGCUAGUCCAAGACACUCUGUCGGGAACAUCAGUGAACUCUGGGCAAGAGCCCAAAGGAACGUCGCCUGCAAAAUCAAGACUGCCCAAUUCAGCAUUUCCUAGGCCUUCCUCUGCAAACAGCAUAAAUAGCACUAGUUCUUCAAACCAUGGUGGUUAUGCUCCAGAACUGCCUCUGCCUUCUAUGGGAGGAGAUCUGCCUAGCAGAUUAUCUAGUGACGAGGGCGAAGUGGAGGGAUCCGAAGACUCUGAGAAGUUAGACUGUCACUAUUCCGGACACCAUCCUCGACCUCUUGGGUUUUGUUCAUUUGGAAGUCAUUUGAUGGGAAGAGGUUACUACGUGUUUGACAGAAGAUGGGAUCGUUUUCGACUAGCACUGAAUUCCAUGGUAGAAAGACACUUAAACUCACAGAUGUGGAGGAAAAUCCCUCCUGCGGUGGAUAGUCCGAUGCCCUCUCCAGCAGCACAUAUCUCCACCCCUUUUCCAGCAUCGGUUUUGCAACCUUUCAGCAACCCUAGUGCAGUGUAUAUUCCUUCGGCGCCCGUCAGUUCAAGAAUACCUUCUUCCUACUUGAUGACUUCUGCCAUGUUGUCCAACGCGGCUUUUGUGACUGCAUCGGAUACGAAUUCCAUUAUGUCGCACACUACGGCAUUCCCUCACGUGGCUGCCAGCCUGAGUAUUAUAGACUCGACAUUUAAGACCCCGUCGGCCAUGUCACCUGUGCCAGCGGUUAUCCCUCCCCCAUCCCACAAGCCAUCCAAAACGAAAACCAGCAAAUCCUCAAAAGUCAGAGAUCUCUCGUGCCGCGGUGAUGAGUCUUCUAGCAACAAAAAGAAAAGGCCGCCCUCUUCUUCUUCCUCGCUGUCUUUGCAGACUUCCUCGUCCCCCUCCUCUUCCUUUUCAGGGUCUCACAAAAAGAACUGCGUCUUGAACCCCAGCUCGAGCUUGAACUCUUAUCAGGCCACAUCUUCCUAUAACAGUCUGUCUGUGCACAAUGCAAACAAUGGAACAACCCCACUCAGUGCCAAAUCGGAGCCCUCGGGAGGACGGACUUCGUUAUCAAGUAGCUCAGCAGACUCGGUCAAACACAUGAGCAUCGUAGUAAACAGUAUUGACUCUUCCGGUUUGUCUGUGCCCUCCCUCCUCCACCAUUCAGGGGACCACUCCCUAACAGCACACAACGCCGUGUCCUCUCUCCCCCUUUGUUUUGAUAAAUCGGAAGGGAAGAAACGCAAAAACUCUAAUUCUAGUAGCAAAGCCUGUAAAAUCACUAAAAUGCCUGGUAUGAAUAGCGUUCACAAAAAGAGCACUGCCAAUCUUAUUCCUACGGUGCCAGAUACUCCAAACAGCUCCAUCUCUCGGCAGAUUGGAAAAAAUAGCAGUGUAGCUUUGUCUCAGUCCAGUCCUUCAAGUACACAGAACCCAGUGCACAACAAACAAAAGACGUUAAACCGGACUGGUAGGAUAAGGACUCUUCCAUAACAAGGAAAAGCAACCAGCCUAUAUUCUCUCUCGUUUUAGCAGCCCUACUCUGGUUUCUUAUUUUAUUUUCUGUCUCUUGCAGAUAAAAUUUACUUAAUAUUUUUGGUGGGUUUUUUAAAAAAAACACAAAUGUUUUUAAAUCUACAUAAAACUGUGGCAUAUUUCAGAUCUUCAAUACACAUCGGCCUCUGAUCUGUGCAAUCUGGUUUGAUUCGGAUUCAAGCUUUUAAAAGCAAAUUGUUGCAUUUCCCCCUUUUUCGUUUCUUGCAACAAAUGACAGCAGUGAACAUUCCGAAAUAAUGCAAUGUGUGGUUAUAUUUUAAACACCCCUUCAUUGUUAAAAAUCUACAGUAACUUCUGUAUUUAUUAUUUAUUAUUGUCCUAGUGCAUUUCUCAGCAGUAUCUAACAACUAUGUGGCCAGAAGUUUCACUGACGUUGUUCAGUGGUUUCAGUGUGCAGCACCUCUUGUUGAUUAUGGUAUUCCUAAUCUGCUCAAUGUACUGAAGGGUUUAUUCAAUUUGUUCCCAGUGAGAUUCAUAGGAGCGCCAUGUGAAAAUUUCCUGUAGAUGGCAGAGCCACAAAGAAUCUAUACUACUGUUUUCCUUAAUGAAACAAUUUGUUCUUUGAAAAGACAGGAGCUGAGCAUACUGAAUUUGUAUCAGUUAGAAUUGCACUGACAAUGUUUUACAGGAAUUACUGCUUUUAAAAAAAAAUUAAGGUAGAUUUUGAAAUCAGGAACUUAAUAAUACUAGGGUACUGCAAAAUUACUACAGAGCAGUUAAUUUUUAUUUCUACAGUGUUAAAAGUGCACUUAAAUGCUGGUUUAUUUACAUCUCAAGGGGGUAGGAAGCCAUUUACUUUUGGGGGGUGGAAGGCUUAAGGAAAUUUUUAAAGCUUAUACAAUGUUUAACAAUUGUAAACAUGGCUAGGCCCUUUGGGGGGGGAAUUAGAAGAUAUUCUUAAAGUAAAAUUUUAUAGUGUUAAUUUUGUAAUUUAUGUUUUGCUAUAUUUGGGAAGUGACAGGAAUAGUUUCAUGAACAAUAUGAAACUUAGGAAAGUUUUAAGCAAUGCUUAUAUUUUUCAUGUACUUUUGAGUUAUGGUUUUAUUGUACAUUUCUUCAGACUGAAAAAAAGUGUACAUAUCUUUGUUAUUUUUGCACAAUUUUUGUCUUCAGUUGUAGGAACAGAGCCUUGUUGACUUUUUUAUAUAUAUAAAAAAAACUAAUUUAUUUUGUGUUGUAUAACUGCAGGAGUUUUAAAAUCUCAGUAAGAAAACACCAUCUGAUAAGUGAACUGCUGUUUUCUACUUCUAGAGGGGAAACAGGGGUGGUGAGAUUCAGUGGCUGCUUCUGAGAAUUAAUGUCACUCAGUGACCGAAGGAACAAUUCAGUCGUGUUAAGAAUUCCUUAGCUCUUAACAUGCAUCUGUUAUGUAAGAAGCUGGACUGGGGAGUGUUCUUUGCUGCUUAUGUAUGUAUCCUUUUAUUUUCAGUGGCAUCGGUCUGAAAGCAUUUUGGAAACCAAGUAAAAACCUCAUACUUUUUUUAUCCCCUGCAUUUUUUAAAAAAAUCACCAAUUGAUUUUAUACGUGCUAAAAUUUCCAGCCUGAAAAGUGAAAUGCAGUUUUU